CGCGCAAAAUAAAUACGUCCGAGCCGUCCGACAGGCACAGGUGUUUGACAGCUCCGACAGAAAAUGCUCGGAAAGCAACAUGUAAAGGAAGAAGCUGAACUUGUAAACACUGUCCACCGCUCGCUUGAUGGGAUUUCUCGAGCAGACCGAUCAUCGUUCCGCAGUUAAAAUAGGAAAGUUAAAGGAAUUGAAACGAAAGUUGCCGUGCAACCAGCCAACCGCAAACCGUCGGACGGCCUUGACGUCAGGCUGUCAGGCGCGUUCGCGCUCUCGCCUCCCCCGUAGCUCGCGUGCUUAUCACGAAAUUCCUCGCCAAUCGAUAUGUUGACAAACAAGCUGUGAAAUCCAACAAACACACACACAACACACACGUACGCACACGUACGCCCUUUUCCCAUUGUGCUUUAAUUUUCACUGCCAGUGAGGGCGAUUUAGCGUGGCAAGGGCCAACACAAUGAGCGCUGCAGCAUUACGGGCAGUUUGGUGAGUUUUGCACACACACAUACAGACAGGGGAAACGGGUGAGGCAGGAUGAGCGAUCGGCAGAAUGGGGUCAGUGCGGUGACACAUCGCCAUCGGUCCCGCAGCACCGAUCGGCUGGUGGCGGCGACGGGCGUCGAACGGCUCGCGAGCGGGCAGCGCUGCCCGAGCGCCCCGAACCUGGUGGACCAUGAGUCAGAGAUGGCCUUUGUGAUGCAUCGCUGCAGCAGCGGAAGCAACAGCAGCAGCCACCACAGCGCCAGCAAGCGCAUACCUCCGUUCAACUACCACGACGGCACUAAUCCGCCUCCCAGCACGGCGCAGGCAACGUCAGCGGCGGCCCCAAAGAAAGGGGGAGUGACGCCCACCGUGACCACCACCACCGCCGCCGGUCCGGUCGAGUACGGCGAUGUGCUGCAGGUGACGCCACCCGCCCGCCUGCGCACCGUCCCGAUCGGCUUCCUGGACGAUCUCGUGCCGCAAAAGGGGCGUCGGCUGCGCAAACACUUCAACGAGCUGGAACCGUUCGACGGGCAGUGCCGGUUCUGGACCGAUUCGCCGCUCGAGCGCAUCCACCCGGAGCAGGGCUGCAUACCGAUCCUCAAGGCGGUCUACUUUUCGCGCAACAACAACGAUCUGGACAAGGAAAAUGCACACUUCAAGCUGGCGGAGGCGCUCAUCUCGACGUUCGAGCUGCUGAAGUGGAAAUCCUGCCUCAACCGGACCGCGAGCGACCUGUCCGACUGGGAGGUCGGCAGUGGGCCGGCCGGUGACAGCGUCGGUGGGGGCGGCAGCACCCGCCGCGAGGGCACGGAGCAGACGGGCCGGGACGCGGACGGCACCGACACGGACGAGAGCUGCGAGGCGAUCGAGGCGAAGGAAAGCGUGUACGACGAGCGGACCUACUCGGCGGAGGAGAUCGCGAUCAGCCUGCUCGGCAAGUUCCACGACAAGCAGCUGCCGUCCGCGUGCGACUUCCUCUGGCUGGUGUCGGAGCAGGACGCACCGCAGAAGCUGCUGCCGAUGCCGAGCGGCGGCGUGAUCGAUCCGGACGAGCAGCAGCAGGCGCACGAGGGCGCCGGCACACUGAUACGGGGCACGCAGGAGUGGGCACCGCCCCGGCCGCAGGUGAUCUUCACCUACCGACCGCCUCCACUCGAACGACGGGCACAGAUCCAGCGGCAGGGCAAUCGGUGCGAAGGGUGCGGCAUUAAGGUGCAUCCGGCCUAUCUGAGCCGCUAUCGCUACUGCCACUACACCGGGAAGUACAACUGCUCCGGGUGUCACAAGAACCAGAUGGCCAUCAUCCCUGCGCGCGUCAUACAAAGGUGGGACUUUACCGUGCUGCCCGUGAGCGUGUUCGCUUACCGCGUGCUGGGCGACAUCUGGAGCACGCCGCUCUACCGCGUCAACCACCUGUACCCGGACCUGUACGGCAGCGUGAAGAGCCUGCGGGCGGCCCGGCUGGCCCGCGUCAACGUGAAGUACGUGAAGGACUUUAUCAUGAACUGUCGCCACUCGGAAAGCACGCGCCGCUGCUUCCAGGAGGUGCCGGAAUACUUUACCUCCGACUUUGACAUGUGGUCGAUGGCGGACUUGCUGGCCGUCAAGAGCGGCACCCUGCAGCGGCUGCUGCUCUCCAUCGUAAGCCGCUGCGAGCGUCACAUCCUUGCGUGUGAGCUUUGCCUUGGCCGAGGGUUUGUGUGUGAAAAGUGUAUCGGCGGCAGGCGGCAGGAACCGGGCGUCCUGUUCCCGUGGCAGCCGCACGUAGUGCGUUGUGAGCAGUGCGGCACCCGCUACCACGAUGGCUGCUGGCGCCGCGAUCGAAGCUGCGAAAAGUGCACCCGGAUGCAGCGACGGGCGACGGACGGUGCGGCGACGGAAAAACGGCUAGCGGCGGCGCAGCGUGACUAAGCACGCUCCCGGUUGCUUGGGAGCACCUUAAGACACACACACGACACGACACGAUGACACGACAAGCGACAAAUCCCAAAUACCUCUGUGUGGCACUAAACAGCCAACGAGCGUGUACAGGGUUUUCCAGGGGUUCUCAUAGCUGUGGGACACUUCCUAGACUCUUUCCUAGUGGAAGUGAACUUCAUACGUUGGAAAUUGAACUCUAUGGCACCCUUUUUGGACAGGCUCGUUGGAAAUUCCUAUUGCAUUCGUCCAACAAGGGUUCUAGAGAGUCCAAUUCCCAUUACAUUAAGUUCAUUUCAUGUAAGAAAGAGUCAAUAAAGUGUCCCACAGCUAUGAAAACUCCUAGCAAUCCCUGUAAAAGCUUUUAAAAGUGUAAAUUGCAUCACAAAACCAUUUCAAGUUCGGGCAGCCAGAUGAAAAGGUUGUCCAAAACCUGACAAGGGAAUUAAUUUAUUUGAUUAGCAAAAUUCUCACCACAAGAAAUCACCGGAGCAUCCUUCCCCUUUCUCCUCUCUCUCUCUCUCUCUCUCUCUCUCUCUCUCUCUCUCUUUAUUUCUCUCUCUCUCUCAAACAAAAAAAGGUGUGAGUUUAAAAUAGUGAUUACUAAUGCGAAGAAAAUGCGUUUCUUCCUUCUUGCCCGAGACAUGACAAACACCCGGACAAAGACACGAGCACAGAAACACACACGUAAACUUUGCGGGAACUAUUUACAUGUAAAAAAACACAAACAUACACACACAUAUGUUUAUACAUAUAUACAGAAAGAGAUAUAUACGGAUAUUUCCAUAACGCGAA
Molecule: messenger RNA, 3195 nt
Organism: Anopheles gambiae (African malaria mosquito)
Lineage: Eukaryota; Metazoa; Arthropoda; Insecta; Diptera; Culicidae
Gene: Rubicon
Product: run domain Beclin-1-interacting and cysteine-rich domain-containing protein
Exons: 5
Coding region: 532-2394 (620 amino acids)
Cellular component (GO): intracellular membrane-bounded organelle
Molecular function (GO): phosphatidylinositol phosphate binding
Source: RefSeq, a predicted model, not a curated record